CAUUAUGUACGCCUCUCUUCUAGCGGCACUCAGUGUGCUGGCACUUGCAGUUGCCCGAACAGUCGUCACCGUCCCUGAACGCGUCUGUAUCGUCGAGCCUUGUGCAAAUGGUGGCGACUCUGCUCCAGCCAUCAUUGAAGCCUUUGAGAAAUGCGGCCACAACGAGGAACCUUCACGAGGAAAGGUCGUCUUCCGCAAUGAGACCUACAACAUCCAUAGUGUCAUGAACACUACUGGCCUGAAAAACGUCGAUGUAGAUCUGAACGGUUUGCUUCUCUGGGACACCAAUAUUCCUUACUGGCUCAAUCAUUCUCUUCCCGUUGGCUACCAGAAUCAAUCGUCUGCUUGGUUGUUUGGCGGAGAGAACAUCAACUGGGAUGGUCAUGGUCAUGCUACCCUUAAUGGCUCGGGACAAGUUUGGUAUACCUUUGUCAACGGAACCAACAACUACCCUGGCAGACCCCAUCAGAUUACUAUCACUGGAACCAAGAACAGCAACUUCUAUGGCACCCGGUUCGUGGAUUCGCAGAUGUGGACGAUGACGGUCAUUCAUAGCGAAAACGUUCUUCUCGAAGACAUCUACGUAAACAGCACCGGCAAUGAGCCCGUUGGCUUCGACUUCUCGAGUUUGAACACGGAUGGCGCGGACACUGUUUAUGCAAACAACAUCACCUUCCGUCGCUGGAAUGUCACAAACGGAGAUGACUCUAUCGCUUUGAAGGCCAACAGCACCAACAUCCUCAUAGAAGACUGCAACUUCUACACUGGACUCGGCGUUGCGAUUGGCAGUAUCGGCCAAUACAACAACACCUUUGAGAUCAUUGAGAACGUCACUGCUCGCGACAUUCGCUCCUACAACAUGAGAUAUGGCGCUUAUNGGACCGGUAUUGCCACUGGUUAUGCCCCUAACGGAGGCGGAGGCGGUCUAGGUUAUGCCGCCAACAUCACGUUCUCCGACUUCGUCUUACACAACAACACUGGAAUCUACGCAGUGACUCAGUGCACCUCUUAUAAUGGUGUUUCCGGUGGCUGUGACACUAGCAAGUUCAACCUUCGUGAUAUUCGUCUCCAAAACUGGACUGGAACUGCUGUCAGCGAUGUUGUCGGUGCUAUCCAGUGCUCAGCUGCAUCUCCUUGCACUGGACAAGAGAUUAUUGGUAUUGACAUUCUCGACACUGUCAACGGUACUGCUCCUAGCCAGUACUUGUGUGAUAAUGUGUCGUCUGUUGGCUUCAACUGCACUGGUCCAACAUGGGAGGAGAACAGCAGG
This is a messenger RNA of Aureobasidium uvarum, 1270 nucleotides long. NCBI's taxonomy places the organism in Eukaryota, Fungi, Ascomycota, Dothideomycetes, Dothideales, Saccotheciaceae. The record is from the annotation of a GenBank genome assembly.